CCAUGAAUGAAGUGUCAGUUCUCCACCUGCCUGUUGAGGAUGCAGCAAAUGAAGUUAUUCACAGCCUGGAUGAGACGGCUCUUAAACACAGUGACAGCCGACUGCCUUUUCAGAUCUUCCCAGACCCUUGUGAAGAGGAAGAGGUUCCAGUGAAGAUGAGGGGGAGGCUUCCAUCCAUUGUGGUGGAACCAACAGACAUCAUUGAUGUGGAGAGUGGGGAGUUAAGAUGGCCCUCAGAGUCUCAAAGGAAGGAGAAAGAAGCAGCCACUCUGGAGGAGGAACAGGAGGAAGACGAAACAAAAAAACAAACAGAUAAAGCAAAGGAGGACGAAAAUUAAGAAGAAUCAAGAUCUGAAGAAGUCUGAUGUUUACUGAGCUGAGAAUACAGAGUUUCAUUCUAAGGGCUAGCUAGAGUCCCGCUCAGCAGACAGCUCAAUGAAUGUAAAUUCUGUGUAACUGCAACUAGUCUAAUACUGAGAAAGACACAUAUAUCUGUGUACCGUGACUCUUAUCUGUAAAUUCUGUAUCUAUUUUGUUCUCUCACUUAUAGCAGGGCAAAAAGAAGUGAACUUUGUCAUUGCAUAGAUAAAUUAAGAUAUUUCUGAACCUGGUAAUUUUUAUCUUCCUUUUAUUGUCUAAAGCAGAACUGAUAGACAAGAGAAAAAUGAGGCAGCUGGGUACAUUCUUUCUACUGUAUAUGGAAACUUUACACCUGGCAGUAACCACAAAAAUCUUAAUUAAAGGGACAUGAAACUCAAAAAAAAUUAUCUGUUCUAUGUAAAAGAGAAUGUUUCAAAAUGAGUCACAUAUUUUGUUUUUUUUUAAGAAUGGGUGUUCCUGUGCUAUGUAAAUCUGACUUUUUCUGUGGGAGUCUCAGUCGUCCCUAUCAGUGAACAGUAGAGUUUACUUUCUGUUAGUUUCACUUUAAAUUUAUGCCGUUUUUAAAUAAAAAAGUAAAAAAAAAAACAGUUUCUAACAUAAUUAACUGCUGCUCUUUUACAAUAUUGUAAUAGUAAUUUAACCACUUAUGCAGUCUUUGGCUUAUUUUCUGCCUCUGCAAUUUUAAAAUAAAAGCUGUCAAGCAAAACAAAUUUUACCAAUAUAAAGAUGUUCUCAGAACCUAA
This is a messenger RNA of Bombina bombina (fire-bellied toad), 1124 nucleotides long. Its product is annotated as protein LBH-like. The transcript is spliced from 3 exons. The record is from RefSeq and is a predicted model, not a curated record. Gene Ontology annotation, cellular component: nucleus. The coding region runs from base 3 to 338 and encodes 111 amino acids. Gene Ontology annotation, biological process: positive regulation of DNA-templated transcription. NCBI's taxonomy places the organism in Eukaryota, Metazoa, Chordata, Amphibia, Anura, Bombinatoridae.